Euleptes europaea (tarantolino) is the source of this 660-nucleotide messenger RNA. RefSeq names its product zona pellucida glycoprotein 2 (gene ZP2). Lineage: Eukaryota; Metazoa; Chordata; Lepidosauria; Squamata; Sphaerodactylidae. The record is from RefSeq and is a predicted model, not a curated record.
AUGCCAGAAACAAGCUCCGCUUGCGUCCUGAGGGGAAGCCUUUUCUUCUCUUGGAAGCGUGGGACAGAAAGCGGCGAACUCUCGAGUGUUGCAAACGGAGAUUUCCUUCUUUGUCCUGAAAAGAUGUCCUGGAACCAAAACCACUUCAAGCUGAAAAGACAAGGCGGUGGCGUGCUGUACUCGGUAGCCGUGCAACUGACCUACGGGCCUCCAGAAAGACGGCUGACGGUGGAAUCGAGAACGGUUUGUGCUCCAGGCCCAGCAACGUGCAAUGCCACACACAUGACCAUUGCCAUCCCGGCCUUCCCGGGAACUCUGUCAGUAGACAAUAAGAACAUUCACCUGAGCCGACGUCAAGCCGAUGGAGUCAGCGUGGACCUAAGGAGGGGCGUGAAGCUAUACAUCGACAAGAAGGCCCUGAAGUCUAGGGUCUACAGAGAUGCCAGCUGUUCGAGCUUUCAGCGUUACGCUUCCUCACUCAAACUGAGUUUCGACGUCGGCGGCGAAAUGGCAACCACGAUUAUGUACCCAGAGUGUCCUUGUGAGCAAAAUGCACCACUGGGUAAGAGAGGGGCACGGCCUACGCUUGGUCUGUGGCAUUUGACCUUUCUGGAUCGUGCCCCCGGCAUCGGGAAGCGUUUUCAUCUUUGCCCCGGGUGA